This is a messenger RNA of Ceraceosorus guamensis, 667 nucleotides long. RefSeq names its product acyl-CoA N-acyltransferase. Bases 135 to 620 code for a protein of 161 amino acids. Gene Ontology annotation, molecular function: N-acetyltransferase activity. The transcript is spliced from 4 exons. The record is from RefSeq and is a predicted model, not a curated record. NCBI's taxonomy places the organism in Eukaryota, Fungi, Basidiomycota, Exobasidiomycetes, Ceraceosorales, Ceraceosoraceae.
AUGGCUUUCUCCGCUCCUUGCCUCGCAUCUCUUCUACAGCUGCAAGACAGAACCUGCGUCAAGUCGAGCACCACGUUCUAUUCUUCGCCUUAAUCGCUGGUAUCUCGAGCUCCAGGACGAAGCAAAUUGAUCAAAUGUUGCAGCAACGUGGCACCGUGACUACCCGGCCCAUCGAAUCUGGCGACGAGGCAAGGUGGAGAAGCCUUUGGGAAGGAUACAAUGCUUUCUACGAGCGCGAGAUCGCCGAGAAGGUCACCGAGACUACAUUUGCCCGCUUCCUGGACCCGGAUGAUGUGGUGCAAGCUGCGGUAGCCGUUAGCCCAGAGGGACAUAUACUCGGCUUUACCACCUGGAUGCCCCACCGCAGCACUUCCAGCAUCGAGGAUGUUGUAUACCUUCAGGAUCUCUUCGUGGAUCCGAGCAUUCGCAACGGAGGUGCGGGUCGAGCCUUGAUCGAGCACGUCUACGCUGAAGCACGACGAGCCAAGUCGCCGAAAGUGUACUGGCACACUCAGAUUCACAACCAUCGAGCUCAAGUAAGUCUGACCGGCCAAACACAUUUCGCGUUGACGCGAUUGUGCAGAUUUGACCACACGAUUCCACAAUUGCUGCGUUGCUAGUUGCUGUACGUCAAAGUAGGCAAGAGAUCCGACCGUGCUAUGUAUAC